This is a messenger RNA of Musca vetustissima, 7584 nucleotides long. RefSeq lists its product as uncharacterized. The annotation marks the transcript as partial. The transcript is spliced from 6 exons. Lineage: Eukaryota; Metazoa; Arthropoda; Insecta; Diptera; Muscidae. The record is from RefSeq and is a predicted model, not a curated record.
AAUUCGCCACUCUUGUUGCCUUCGCCAGUGGUUAUAAAAAAGGAGCCUUUCGAUCCGUCAGAUCCGACACACAGUGAAAGUGAAGAAAGUUGCUCUUCACAUGCCGGCAAGAAACAGAAUAUAAUCAGAGGCAGAAAAUCAAUUAAAGAUCACAAAGAAGCUAAGGAACAACAGGAAAAGGAAAAAGAUUCCAAAGAGGAAAAGAAACCCGACUUGGACAUUAAGGAUAAAGAAGAUAAAGCAAAGGAUAAGCAAGAAAAGAAAGAUACAAGUGAAUCAAAAGAAACAACAAAAGACCAAAAAGAUAACAAGGACCAAAAGGAGUCAACAGCAAAAGAUUCUUCUCCUGCCAACAAUACAACUACCACCACCACAAGUAAUCGCCUAACUCGCAAGUCAACAGCUAGCCAGGAAAAUUUGGCAACUUCUUCGUCUCGUAUUACACGACAACGUCAAACCGGUGGGGUGACCACACGUUCUGAAACUCCCCCAGCAACACGUGGUGGUAGAGGUCGAGCUUCGAAUCGUGUUAAAAUGCCACUGCCCAUAGUCGAGCCGGCUCCAACAGUUAGCAAACGUAAGCGUUCCGUUGAUUCUGAAAUGACUGCCACCAAUGCCCGCAAGCCAUCAAGUGAUGAACCUGGACCAAAAUACAUCAAAAUUGAGGUACGUGAUCCUGAAAUAGAUGGCGAUGAGCCAAUGUCAGCAUCCCAAACAACCACUGCCAGUAACGAGAGCAAUGAAGACACAACAACACUACUGGACAAUAUCAAAAUCAAACAAGAAAUUUUGGACGAAGAUGAAAUGAAUGUUGCCUCGAAUAGUCUAGCCUCUGAAACUGCAGCAUCCACAACUACAGAUAACACCUUGACCACCAACACAGCCACUACGUCCGGUAGUACUCGAGGCAAAGGCCGUUGGGCUUCACGUAAAUCGAAUGCUGGCAACACAACCGCCACUUCCUCCUCAACGUCAGGCAAUUCUAAUGCUUCGCCUUCGACCAGAGCCACCAGACAGACCAAACAAAAUUCGCCAACAAGAACAAGUGGCACCGCUUCCGAGCCGAAGAGAAGGCGAGUGACUUCCCAAAAUCGAAGUCUUCUCAAAAUCCAUCAGCCAAAUAGCUCCAAAGGAAACAACUCGGUUAAUGCCGAUGACGAAGAAGAUUCCAAGGACAGUAUGGCAUCAUCGACGAAUACAGAUGAUAUAGUAUUGUCGCAAAUAAAAACAGAAAAAACGAACAUGGAGUCGGAGGAAUUCAUUGCAGUAAAUGAAGAGAAUAAAGAAGAAUCGGAGGCCAAGUUGAAUGAUGAAUCCAAAGGCGAUGAUGAUCUUGAUGUGAAAACUAAAGACGCAGUUACCGUGUCUACUCCCCUAACAGUUGACACUGAAUCUGUUCAUGUUGACAAUCCGGAGGCACAAACGGCCAUUGAAUUGACCCCAGUGGCAACACGUUCUCCACCAUCCGUGGCAUCUGGCUCUGAAAAAUCUGCUUCCCUAAGUCCUGCGGAUUUGGUAAGCGAAGGUGUGUCGGAAAUCAGUGUUAAGCAGUUUUAUAAAAAACCAAAAUUCCUGGAAAACAAUUUGGGAAUUGAGGAAGAUCCCAAGCUGGGAAAUAUUGUACAGAAAGUAGUAAAUCUUGAGGCAAGUGCAACAACAUCAGCUAAUAGUACCACGACAACUACGGCCAGUGUUAACAAGGUGUCAGAAAUAAAUGAUGAUCGUGUACUUGAGGAAUCGUACUCCAAUGAAUCAAUGAAGGAAGGUACAUUGCGUUUUGACGAAAGUGUUGAUGAGCGAAAAUCCAUUUGUCAGGAAGAUGGAAAUAGCCAGAGUUCCGAUGAUAAAUUAACACCUCUUGUUGUGGAGGAUGAUGAAGAUGAAGUCGCAAAGGAGGCAGGGGAAACCGAGGCUGAAGAGCUGGAAAACCAGGAAGAAGAUGAAGUUUUAUUGGUAGACACCCAUGACGACGAAGAAGAAGACAAAGAUCUGAAGGUGAUCGAAAACGAAGACACUGAUGCGGACAUAACUAAUGCCGAUAAAACCGAAAUCACGGAUGCAGCUACCAAAACCGACAGCAAUGUGGCAUUAGCAGAGGAAGACCAAGAAGAAGAUGAUCUAACUGUGGAAGAAAGUGAAACCAUUUCAAUGGACAAUAAUGCUUCAGUCAAUGAUGAUAUUACCAAUGAAAAAGAGGAGGAAGAUUUUGAAAAUGAUGAAGAUCUUCCGACCGAAAUCGAUGAUGUUGAAAUAGCAGCAACAACCACGAAAACAUCAGCGGUAGAAACUUUGGACAAUAGGGUCGAUUCAGAAUUAAGUGCUCCAUUAUUGCUUACCGAAGAAUCCCAAUCAUCAAGCGAUCACUUAGUAAUCGAUGACAAGGGAAAUCUUGAAGUAACUUGCGAUGAUGUUGAUGAUGAUGAAGAUAGGGAUGUCUUGGCUAAAAUCGAUGCUGAAUUGAAGAAAAUUGAUGAACGUAAUAAAGAAAAGUUAAAUGCCAUUCAAAAUGUCGAAGAAGCAGUAGAUACAGCUGCAAAUAGGGAAAAUAUUUCACAAGACAAAGUGGAGGUACUGCUAGAUGAGGAGGAAAAUGUUAUUGAAAAACCAGAACCAUCGAUAUCUCCAUUGAAUACAGUAUCCAUGGAUGUUGAUGAUGUUAUAAAUGAUAUUAAAACUACUGCCGCCAUCGAAGAUGAGAAACUCAAUGUUGCCGAUAUUGCCGAUUUGGAAUUAAAACUUGAUGACGAGAGUACGUCUUUGUUAAUCGACGAUAUUAAAUUAAAUGAACAUGUUAAACAAAUGGAAGAUGGUGCCAGUGGUGAGAUGAACAGAAUCGAAGAUGUCGCAGAGGAGUUGAACAAAAUAGAAGAGAAAUUAUGUGCUGAAGAAAAGACUGAUAUGUCGGAGACUAAAGAUGAGAAUAGUUUACUAAUGAAAUUGGAGGAUAAAACAAAAGUUGAAGCUGAGGUUCCUAUUGAAUCCAUUCUACCCGAUGAUGGUCCAUUUAAUAACACUAACACCAUUGAAACCAAUGAUGUUAAAUCUGUGCCUGCCACCAAGGAUGAUGAUGCCACAUCCAUGAAAUCGGGACAAUCGACCAAUUCAUGGAUGACGUUGGAUUUCGAAAACGAUGACGAAGAAUCGUUGAGGAAAAAAGAAUUGCAUUUACAAAAUCUAGGUUUGGUCACACACAAAGCAGCCGAAAAACGUCGUCUCGAGGUUAUACAAAGCUCAGCAGCAGCCGUUGAAGCAAACAAAGCGGCUAAUAUGCAUCAGGGCGGCAACAAAAGAAAUGGUAAAAAUUCAUCUCAUGCUGCAUCCACCCAUCACGAGUAUACUGGUACAUUGAAAACAAUCAUCAAACUUAAUCGUAAUUCAACAGGUGGUUCUGCUAGUGGCAAUAAUGGUCGAAAGUCCAAUGCCGCCGGUGGUACAUCUUCGUCGGGAAACAACAAAGAACAGCAACAGAGACGUCAAUCACUAAAAAUGACAUUCCAAAAGAGUCGGGGACGAGGUCAUGGCGCAGGCUACAGCGAUCGUUCUCAACACGACCGUGAAGGUCAUGGCGAGGAUAACUAUUACACCAUACAAAAUGAGACUGAAGGUGCGCUUCACAAAUUACAUUCAAAAACCACAACCUGUACUACUACCUCCAAUACUAGAUUAGCUUUAAACCAAAUUAACAAUAACAGUAAAACUUCUACUACUAACAAUACUAGUUGCAAUUCCUCCUACAACACUAAUUCUACGUACGCUAGAAAAUCAUACAGUUAUCGUCACUCCAACCAUCAUCAGUAUAACAAUUUUAGUGCCCAUUCACAAAAAAUGGAUUCUUCCCAUUCAGAAUCCCAUGAUCAUCAGUCCACAACAUCUGGUAUAUCCACAAAAAAGGAUGACAAGGAAAAAAUACUCAUACCCGAGAAGGCAUCGUCGUUUAAAUUUCAUCCCGGUCGUUUGUGUGAAGAUCAGUGUUUCUAUUGCAGCGGUAAAUUUGGUCUCUAUGACACUCCCUGUCAUGUGGGCCAAAUCAAGUCUAUGGAAAGACAACAGAAAAUAUUAGCAAAUGAAGAAAAACUUACGGUCGAUAAUUGCCUUUGUGAUGCCUGUUUUCGACAUGUCGAUCGUCGUGCAAAUGUACCAUCGUAUAAGAAACGACUUUCGGCACCUGGUGGCUUAGAAUCAACUACUCAAAAUGGUGUAAAAUCCUCAAAUGACAGCCAACAGGAAUUCGAACACAAUGACACUGAUGCUGGAGGUUCUGAACAUUUUGCGUCGGCAUCUUCACACAGUUGCUUGGUAACAGGUUGUUCAAAUCCAGCCGCUCAUUCUUUGCGUCGCAAAUGUAUUCGUAAAAGUGUAAAGAAAUUCUUGCUGAAAUUUGAGGUUCCGACAAACUCCCCAUGUAUUUGGUUGUGUCAAACCCACUAUGAUACAGUCAUCCAAUGUUCUGGCUGUGUUCUGUGUAAACGUCGUUUGGGCAAAAACCACAUGUAUCACAUCACCUCGGACACGGAUCGUCUUGAAAAGGCAUUAACCGAAAUGGGCAUUCCUGUCCAAUUGGGUAUUGGCACCGCAGUUUGUAAAUUAUGCCGCUACUUUGCCAAUCUCCUAAUGAAACCUCCAGAUACAACAAAGUCUCAAAAGGCCGAAUUCAUAAAGAAUUAUCGAAAACGCCUUUUACAAUUCCACAAUAUACACGAUGGCAGUAAUGAUGCUUCAGAAGCUGAUGAAGAUGAGAACAGCAAUGGCGCCACCUCAAACAAUGACAAAAAUGAAUCGCAACUACAAGAACCACAACAAGACACACCCCAAAAAUCUCCCCUGCCAGAAGAUGAUGGCUCUUCGAAUCAAAAGGAUCCACUGUCGCCACUAAACUCUUCACAUUCCGGUGAAAACGAAUCGGCCAAAGGCAAUUCCAGCAUGCGAGAGACUACUAGUGAGGCAAUGGAUCGCGAAUUCGAGAAUGCAUUAAUGGAUUCCUCCAAUUCAUCGGCAUCAAAUGCAGCUGAUUCUUCACCUAGUGAAAUGUCUAAAUUGAAAGCUAUCCUGCAAAGUAAUAGCAUGCCUGCGGAGAAAACGGCCGCCGGAACAAACAACAGUUCAUCCUCUUCCUCAGACAUAUCCAAUGUUUUGAGAGCGAAUCCUAAUAUUUCGAUGCGUGAACUAUUCCCUGGCGAGGAAGACCUGGGUUUACACUUCAAAGUUCCAUUUGGCAGUAGCACCAGCCAAAGGACUCCCGAGGGCUGGACCAGAGUACAAACAUUUUUGCAAUAUGAUGAACCGACUCGGCGUCUUUGGGAAGAAUUACAAAAACCAUAUGGCAACCAAAGUUCUUUCCUUCGUCAUUUAAUAUUGUUGGAGAAGUAUUUCCGAAAUGGUGACUUGAUUUUAUCCGCCAGCGCCUCCAACAAUGCUAGCGUUUAUACUCAAACCGUUCGUCAAAGGCUAACCUCUUAUGAUAAGGGACAUUGUGGUGGGCUUCAGCAGGUAGUUCAAACGGAUAAUUCGACGACAUCUAAUACCAGGGAAACUACUGGUAAUAAACCUAAAGAACCUGAACCCCAAAUUCCCACCUUUGAAAUAAAUGAAGAUGAUGAUGAUGACGACGAUGUUGAAAUUACGGAGGUGUCAAAACUUUCGAAAUCCUCCUCAUCGCUACAAUGCAGCAAUAACAACAGCCCGGAUAAACAAUUUUCUCGUCAAAGAAGUUUAUCAGUGGACAAACUUACCAAACAAUUGAGUACCAAUGCUGUAACAAUAACCGCACGUCCAAAAGAUGGAUCAAAUAAUAAACGCACCCCCACGCCAUCACCACAGAAAUCAUUGCUUAAAGAUAGUCUAGCGGGAAGUAACAACAACAACAGUGGCAAUUCGAAUACAGCAAAUCUAGCUGCAGCAAAUGCUGCAGCAGCUGUUGCUUUAGCUGCAUCUACGGCAAACACUGGUGGUCCCAGUAACAGCCGAAGUAUUCUGAAAUGCAACCUGCUAGGCAUAAAUAAGGCUGUUGAAAUUUUGCCCAUAUCCAACUCAUCCACAGCGUCUGCUGCGGCGUCACAUACAAACAAAUCUGCUAGCAAUUCUUCAUCACAUCCCGCCCCACCACCACCUCCUCCUGCACCAAUCGAAUCAAAACAACAAAAGAUAUUGGACGUAGCCAACAAAUUAUUGGGUAACCAAAUGGACAACUCAUCUGCAAAUAAAAAUGCAGUGUCUCUACUCAGCUCCCCGCCCGAAUUGGUUAGUCUUCAAAGGAGAUCUACUGGUCCAACCAUGACUGCUGCUCCAGCACCGGCUUCUGCACCUACUCCCCCAACUGCCUCGAAUACCAAUGCUGGGUCAAGUAAUAAUAAUAACAAUACAAAUAAACGACCACAGUUGAGUAAACCCGGUACUUCGCGGCCGCCUCCGAAUGUUGUUGUGUUGCCUGAUACAUUGACACCACAAGAACGGUUACAAAGUAAAACAUGGCGACCUACAUUGAUGCCGGUUGAAGAAAAUUUGAAUAUGCUUAAGAAUGGGCCACUCUAUCAGACAGCAGAUGGCAGAAGAUUGCCAGCCUUGGUGCAAGUACAGUCUGGUGGCAAACCCUUCCUUAUUUCCAUAUUCGAUUAUAACCGAAUGUGUAUUUUGAGACGAGAGAAAUUACUGCGCGAUCAGAUGUUGAAGGCCACCAAAAAGAGGCAAGAAGCCAAACAGCAGCAGCAGCAACAACAACAGCAGCACCAACAACAGCAGCAGCAAUUGCAUCAGCAACAACAACAGCAGAUGCAACAACAUUUACAAAAUAAAAACCUGCAAAAUAUGAACAAGAAUUUCAAUUCCGCAGCAGCAAUGAAUCAACAGAGGCAACAACAACAGCAGCAACAUCAACAACAACAGCAACAACAUCAGCAGCAAGUUACCCAACAGCAGUUGUUGCAGCUUCAGCUGUUGCAACAGCAACAAGCUUUUAUGAAGGUGGCUGCAGCCGCUGUUGCCAGCAACAAUCAGACGAACAACUCACAAGCGGCAGCACGCUUUCAAGCCAUGAACCAAAAACAAACUCCCACAAGCAAUAUUUCCACCAUACCGCCACUGCAAGCCUCCAUCACUAGCAAUGCCAAUUUCUCUGCCCCCAUAAUGCCUUUGUUGGCCAACGCCAUUACAAAUGCAACAAAUAGUGGUAACAUUAAUCCUGCCUCCAAUACCAUGAACAAUACUUCCUGGCUGUGGAAUAACUUUCCAGAUUCCAAUCAGCUUCUACUUAAUGGAGCUGCUGCCGGUGGUGGUGGUAUAAAUAAUGCGGCCGGAGGUAAUAGUGGCCCAUCCAAUAUGAUGCCAAAACUUCCACAGCUUUUAGCGAAACCAAAUCAUCCCAGUAACCCCGCCUCUCUAGCUGCAUCCAAUCAAAUUAUGAAACAGCAUCAACAGCAACAACAACAGCAGCAACAACAAUUGUUACUCUCAAAAAUUCCAAAAUCUCUGACAGUUAUACCACAGCAUAAGCUAAUGAAUCAGGCGACAGCUGCAGCGAGUGCUAGUAUUGCUGGCAACUCACUAAAGGAGUGAUGAUUAUUGAAUUGUUAUCAGACUGUAAAGCGUCGU